AUGACAAUCGAAGAAGCAAAAACAUCAGUAGCAUUUAUUUGUUUGGGCAACUUCUGUAGAUCACCUAUGGCCGAAGCCAUUUUCAAACAUGAAGUGGAAAAGGCUGAUUUGGGAAAUCGAUUUGAUAAGAUUGAUUCCUUUGGCACUUCCAAUUAUCAUGUUGGAGAAACUCCUGACCAUCGUACGGUAUCCAUUUGCAAACAACAUGGCGUCAGGAUCAACCAUAAGGGGAAACAAAUAAAGACUAAACAUUUCAAUGAAUAUGACUAUAUAAUUGGUAUGGACGAGUCCAACAUCAGCAACUUGAAAAAAAUACAACCAAAGGGGUCUAAAGCUAAGGUCUGUCUUUUUGGUGACUGGAACACUAGUGAUGGAACUGUACAGACUAUUAUAGAGGAUCCUUGGUAUGGUGACAUACAAGAUUUCGAGUAUAACUUCAAGCAAAUUACCUAUUUUUCCAAACAGUUCCUAGAAAAAGAGUUAUAA
This is a messenger RNA of Saccharomyces mikatae IFO 1815, 486 nucleotides long. It is a transcript of the gene LTP1, whose product is annotated as tyrosine protein phosphatase LTP1. The transcript has a single exon. Bases 1 to 486 code for a protein of 161 amino acids. Gene Ontology annotation, molecular function: protein tyrosine phosphatase activity. Gene Ontology annotation, biological process: protein dephosphorylation. The record is from RefSeq and is a predicted model, not a curated record. Lineage: Eukaryota; Fungi; Ascomycota; Saccharomycetes; Saccharomycetales; Saccharomycetaceae.